Molecule: messenger RNA, 2872 nt
Organism: Belonocnema kinseyi
Lineage: Eukaryota; Metazoa; Arthropoda; Insecta; Hymenoptera; Cynipidae
Gene: pigeon
Product: protein pigeon
Exons: 10
Coding region: 1-2811 (936 amino acids)
Biological process (GO): positive regulation of amyloid-beta formation
Cellular component (GO): trans-Golgi network
Source: RefSeq, a predicted model, not a curated record
AUGGCAGAAAAUCUCGCUGCUAAAUUAUGUUUCCUUUUAGAGGAGCAAAAUAUUGAAGCCGAACAAUGGAAAUUAUUAGGUCAAGAAAAAGACGGUUCUCUCUUAUUUGGAUGGAUAGAAGCAGUUUCAUCAGAAAACGUAGUUAAUUCUUAUUCUGUGAUAGGUCAAUAUGACCGAAUAAACGAUAAACUACAGAUUAUACACAAGUUUCCCGAGGUGCUAAAUCUCAUACAAGCGACGGUCAAUCAAAAUCAUUCGUUGCUAGGGUGCAUAACGAAGAAAGAUUCAGAAAAGUCUUCUGCAGAAAGUUCAGAAGCUGCUGAAUCCAAAAAUGAUGAUCAAGAAGAACACGAAUUGUGCUCUGAUUCCGGAGUUUAUCAGGCCUUCCUCGUUGAAUUCACCACCGAAGAAGGGAAAGUUCAUACGCUGGAAACGGAAAGCUUAAAGCAAGUUCGAAUUCAAUUUUUGUAUCGAGAAAAGGCGCAGAAAAAUGUAGAAAAAUUUUUACUGCUUGUUCAUGAAGAGCAUAUCCAAAUGUACACUAUCAUGUUUGAUGUGAUGGAAAAUGAUGAACGAAAAGUAAGAGAAUUAAAAUCGGAGACCUUAGUGAAAACAUUUAUUUGGGCGCAAUGGGACUCGACGAACCAAGUUUUGUAUCAUAUUCACCAUCGAAAGCCGGCGACGAGUUUAUUCUUAGAUAUGAGUCCUGCUGUUCUCCCUAAACCUGCAGGUACUUCUCCAACUUUAAGUGGAUUUCAAUUUCAUGACGAUCUUCCCCAUGAGACGGUGCUGAAUAUACCAUUGAACUUGCCUCAGUUACCGGACACCGACAAUUGCGGAACUUACGAGGAUGACGUGAUCCCCUUGAGAAUCCACGACUGUUCUCUAGAUCUCAUAGUUAUAUCAGAUUCCAAAGGCAUGGUCUGCGUUUGCCAUCACUACCUCUAUCGACCAGUCAAACCUCCACAGCAUGUCCUCGACUCCGCUCUCAGCGAUUCAAACACAGUCCACUUUGCCUAUUCCGUUACUCUGCUUCACCACAGUUGUGUCGUUCAUUGUGUGAUACCCGGAAUUCCCUGGAGCAGAGCAAAGCUGAUGAGACCGACAUUUGCUCUCUACGGGGACCACCAUAUGAUUGUCUUCGUGCAAAAUUGUUUUACACACCUCCUCGAAAUCGGGCUUCAUCACGAACCCUGUUGUCAUAUUUUAUGUGGUCCACUGCCCUCGGUUCCCUCUGAAUCAUCAUACCUCGUUCCCUUGCUGAAUCUCAACAUCGACAGCAAGGAGAGCAAUUCAUUAUCUAAUUGUACUUCAGACAUUCUCACAAUUGAUUUGCCCACUCUGGACCUCGUGAAGCUGACGAUUCCCAUGCAAUUUUUAAUCGAUACCUUCCAACAGGAAAGUUCAGUUGAGGUGCGAUUGGGGAUUUUGCAUUAUUUCUUCUGCCACAGAAAUGAUUUGGAUAUCGUCGCGGAGUUGGUAACGAUUGCGGCUGAAAAGCCUCGAUUGCUUGAUUUCCCAAAAAUUCUGCAGGAAUUUCUAAUAAGUGGAUCGCAUGCUUUAGUGCAGAAGAAUCUGCUUCCAGAUGCUGUGCCUCUUUUGGCUCUGUUACCAGUAACUACGCUGGAGGAGUGUUCUGGGUUGGAUGUUAAGAUUAAUGAUCUUAAUGUGACCUUGAGUCAUGAGAAACUCUGGAACACGUCUGUGAUGCUGCUGGCGCCACAGCAAAGGCUGGUGCCGUUCAGGAGCGAUUUAUGGACCAAAUUGUGGGACCAGUUGAGCAAAAGGAGUGGCGAUUUGCCAAGGUUUAAUCCUAGCAAGGUUGCGGAAAAGUUGAUGAUGUCCUUAGCCUGCUAUCAGCCUGAAGCUCUUUCUAGAUCCAGCACGCCAAUGUCACCAGGUGGAGGACUCUCAGUGACAACAGCAACUCUCGGAGAACUAAUGGGCAGUCGAUCGCAUAAAUAUUUCGAAUCAAAUUUACCAUUCGAUGAAAUGGAAAGCUGCACAGCAUCCAAGCAAGAGCACAUAGUCGCCGUCAAUUUGCGAGAAUUAUCAAUGUUUCUAUUAAAGUAUGGAAUUCAAUCCUCUAGAAAGUAUUUGCAAGGAGCUUGUACACCUUUACAUGUACAUGCGAUGGCGACAAAACAUAUUAGUGCUCAGCUGGAAACUUCUCGACUUUUAUGUCAAAUGUUGUGCAUAGCAACCGACGUUGAUUCAAGACUGGAGCAAGAACGUGGAUUUCCUCUUGUCGAUCAGCUAGACGAGGCCAGACGAUGGGUACUUUUCACAGUACUUGAACGCUACAGAUAUGCAACCGAAAGUAGUGCAUUUCCCGUUCCUCAAGGUUUUACUUCUUUCUUCACGUACCUGGGAUACAGAACUCUAAAAUAUCCAAUGUUUUUACAAUAUGUGCAACAUUCCGUUUUCGAGUUGCAAGUGGAUGUGGCCAAAGUUAUUAUGGCCGAUAUAAGUGAUACGAAAGAAAAUAUUCCAAAGAAGCUCCAAUUACUGUCUCUCCUGCCAAGAUCUCGAGCAAAACGUUUGCUCAACCAGUGGUUGCAUCCCAUUAGUUUUAUGCUAAGGGCUAGAGAACACGCGACAAAUAUUCUCUGUGGAGAAAUCUGUCCGAACCGAGGCAGACAACCUCAACAUCGUCACCACCAUAGUGGAGUUUCGGCUUUUCCAUCAGCGGACCGAUUGUCUCCAUUGGAUACUUUCCUCGACUUGCUUACUGCGAAAGCAAGUCUCACGGAACUAGAUUUCGGAUUAUUGAUAGAGGCUACUGUGACAUCCACGGAAGAUUUCAUCUGAUCUCAUUGCAUUUUAUAAGCUCGUUAUGUGCAAGGCGAAAAAUACAGUGUCAUGACCUAAA